UUCAAUUUCCCACUCAGGAUUGGCCACACUUGAAAGACUUGACCUUAGCCGAUCCUGGUUACUCAACGCCAGGACCCAUUGAUCUAAUCAUUGGAGUCGACUUCUACUCUCAUAUAAUAGAAGAAGGCCUUAUUAAAGGAAGUUCGACCUCACCUAUAGCUCAACGAAUCAAACUCGGUUGGAUUUUAUCCGGAAACACUAACCAACACAUUGUCCCUGCCGUGUCACACAGCUAUUGUGUUUCCUCUGACAACGACUUGUAUGAGCUGUUGCAACAAUUUUGGAAAGUUGAGGACCUUAAUCUCACUCCCCCAUCUCGUUUAUCAAAGGAAGAAGAAAACUGUGAAAAUCAUUAUAAAAGCAAUCAUGCACGGGAUAAGGAGGGUCGAUACAUUGUUAGGCUUCCAUUAAAACGUUCUCCAACGGAGUUGAGCAAUUCCCGCAUAAAGGCACUGAAUAUAAUGUAUCAUCAGCAAAAACGGUUGUCCACUGAUCCAAACUUCGCUGCUGCCUACUCUGAUUUCCUCGGCUCGAAUUAUUAG
Molecule: messenger RNA, 542 nt
Organism: Trachymyrmex cornetzi
Lineage: Eukaryota; Metazoa; Arthropoda; Insecta; Hymenoptera; Formicidae
Exons: 1
Source: RefSeq, a predicted model, not a curated record